CUUCGAUAGGCAUGUUAGUUUAGUAUUGAGGUUGCGGAAACAUUAUUUGUAGUUAAUAUUUAUAUAAGAAUUAUUUUAAUGAGUGAAUUAUUUAGAAGUAUUUCUUGAUUUAUGCUUUCUAUAGAAUGUACGAAGCUAUAUUGGUACUAAUGUGUUUUUAAAUUUUAUUUUGAAAGAUAUGGAAUAGAUUCUAAUUUUAAAUAUUUUGUUGAUGAAGCAUAUUCGUAUCAGAAUUAUUUCUUGAAUAAAAAUAAUCUGCAAAUUAUAAAAUGCAACCUGAAAUUGCAUCUCCUAAAAAACGAUUUAUAGAAUCAUCCUCGUUUUAUAGAAAUUGUGAAUUAAAUGAUCCGUUUUCUUCGAUGAGAAUUGAUGAUUCUCAAUUUCUCGAUAAUCUACCAACCCGCGGUAUUUGUUCUGUUUGUAACAGAUCUCGCAAAUAUUAUUGUUACACAUGUUAUGUUCCUGUGAAAGAAAUAUCUGACAGAUUACCAAAAAUUAAUCUACCAAUAAAAAUUGAUAUAAUCAAGCAUCCGAAAGAAGUUGAUGGUAAAAGCACUUCUGCUCAUGCUGCUGUAUUAGCUCCUGAUGAUGUUAAAAUAUAUAAUUACCCUGAUUUCCCUUCAUAUGACAAUGAAAAAGUUUUAUUGAUUUUUCCUGGUAAAUCUGCUGUUCCAUUUCAAGAAUGGUGGAAUAAAGCAAUCCAUUCCCAAGAGUCUUCUGACCGACCUAAAUGUAGUGAGAAUUUAACUGACUCGGAUGAAGUUUUGAAUCAUAAAGAGACAAAUAGUUUUAUUCAAGGAAAUGAUUCAUUACCUUGUCACAAUGAUUCAAGCAUUCAAUCAUUUGUAAAAAUACAAGAUAAAUCAACAAAUCUUCCAUUUUCUAAAGUUAUUUUCAUUGAUAGCACAUGGCGGCAAUCAAAAGCUAUGUAUAAUGAUUCUCGGCUACAAAACCUUCCAUGCAUCAUACUUCAGUCUUACAAAUCUCUCUUUUGGAGGUACUAUAGAGAGAAACUUGAGACGCACCUGUCGACUAUAGAGGCGAUAUACUACUUCUCAGUAGAAUAUCACCGUUUGCUGCACCCGGACAUGCCCUACGCUGGACAGUUCGACAACUUACUGUUUUUCUUCAAAUUCAUGUACUUCAAAAUAAGAACGAUAUACGACCCUCUAAAACUCAAAGCAUAUCAAAGCACCAGUUCAGAAAUAGUUGCCGAAUUUCAGGAAUUGAAAAUCUCAAAUCAGUCGCAAUAACGAUUGGUUACUUUUGUCACAUAUCACUCAUUUGAUUACUAAGGGGAUCACAAAGACUUCUUGUAACCACGCCCCAGUGACAUUUUUUUCUAAUGACCUGUUUCUUUUCUGUGAGGAAGAUGGACUUUAUGCCGCUUUUGAUGUCAUUUUAAUAAACAAUUG
This is a messenger RNA of Argiope bruennichi, 1415 nucleotides long. Its product is annotated as tRNA-uridine aminocarboxypropyltransferase 1-like. Gene Ontology annotation, biological process: tRNA modification. Gene Ontology annotation, cellular component: nucleus. NCBI's taxonomy places the organism in Eukaryota, Metazoa, Arthropoda, Arachnida, Araneae, Araneidae. Bases 270 to 1253 code for a protein of 327 amino acids. The transcript is spliced from 5 exons. The record is from RefSeq and is a predicted model, not a curated record. Gene Ontology annotation, molecular function: tRNA-uridine aminocarboxypropyltransferase activity.